Molecule: messenger RNA, 868 nt
Organism: Macroventuria anomochaeta
Lineage: Eukaryota; Fungi; Ascomycota; Dothideomycetes; Pleosporales; Didymellaceae
Exons: 3
Coding region: 83-757 (224 amino acids)
Biological process (GO): proteasome-mediated ubiquitin-dependent protein catabolic process; protein polyubiquitination
Molecular function (GO): ubiquitin conjugating enzyme activity
Source: RefSeq, a predicted model, not a curated record
ACCCCCACCGACGCUCUACCCUUCCUUGCCCCAUCACGAAGACUAGAGCACCGGUCACUCAGAUAUCGAAAGAGAAGGCACCAUGGCGGACGCGGCCCAGCGAGUACUCCUGAAUGAGUUCAAGGCGCUCAGCAAGGAGACAUGGACCAACAUCGAGCUUAUGAACGACAACGUCUUUGAGUGGAGCGUGGCCCUCAUCGUACUCAAUCCCGACUCCUUCUACUAUGGUGGCUACUUUAAGGCCAAGAUGACCUUCCCCCGCAAUUACCCUCAUUCCCCGCCAGACUUCAAGUUCGUGCGACCGCUCUACCACCCCAACAUCUACCCCGACGGCCGCCUCUGCAUUUCAAUCCUGCAUCCACCUGGCGAUGACGAGAUGUCCGGCGAGCUCGCCGCAGAGCGCUGGUCGCCAGUACAGCGCGCCGAGACGGUGCUCCUCUCUAUCCUCUCGCUCCUCGAUGAUGCCGAGACCUCCUCGCCUGCCAAUGUCGACGCUAGUGUAAUGCUGCGCAACCAACCAGAGCAGUACAAGGAGAUGGUCAAGAAGGACACCGAGGCCUCGAAAGCGGAUGUCCCUGCAGGCUUCGUGAUGCCUACACACGAGACAGCUUGGAAGCGCAAGGAAGAGGAAGGUGACUUCGAAAUGAGCUGGGAGGACAGUGACGUCGAGAGCUUUGGCGGCAGCGAGAGCGACUUCGACGAGGAGAUGGACUCCGACUUCGAAGGUGAGGAGGACGAAGACGAAGAUGACAAGUAGCCUGCUCACUGGCUCUGUCUUCGCUCAUUUCCUUCGAAUUCGGUUUCUGCAUCUUAUGGAUUUCAACAGCGCGGCGUCUGGUCUUACAGGUGUCUCACAGGGCUGGGGAGA